CACAUAAUCAACAAGCUAUCAUAUUUUUCUUGUCAACCAUCCAUUAUCAUUGCUACCUUAUCCUUUUGUUUCUCUUGAUCCAAAUACAAAGUCACUUCCCACCUGUAACCUCAGUACUUCAAGAACCACAUCAGAGGAUAUAGAAAAAGAAAAUAAUGGCCACAGCCCCAGCAACAACUCCAUCUACAAUCACUGUUGUGGGAAGCUCCAAUGUUGGCAGCUCAAGGAGUAGGAAGAGUAAUGUGCACUUUAUUAGAGGGCUUAAUUCUUUUGGUGGGUUGAAGGCUCAGAACAAUGUGACAUCAUUAGGUAUUCCUGUGUGCACUGAACAAUCAUUUGCAAAGGUUGUGAGUUCCUUGAAAUAUCCAUCAAAGGGUAAGGGAAGAGGUGGAGGGGCUGCAUCUUCAACAUGCAAUGCUGCAGGUGAGAUUUUCCAGAUUGCAGCCAUCAUGAAUGGACUUGUUCUUGUUGGGGUUGCAGUAGGAUUUGUUCUUCUUCGAGUUGAAGCAACUGCGGAAGAAGCUGAGUGAGAAUUUCACAAACUUCGUCAGUUGAUUCAUAUAUCUAUAUAUAUCCUUGUCAGAAAACAAGUUGUAUCUUUCUUUAAUUCUUGAUAUGAUGUGGAACUAAAUUUUUUUUGGGUA
Gastrolobium bilobum is the source of this 644-nucleotide messenger RNA. RefSeq lists its product as uncharacterized. Gene Ontology annotation, cellular component: cytochrome b6f complex. The transcript has 2 exons. NCBI's taxonomy places the organism in Eukaryota, Viridiplantae, Streptophyta, Magnoliopsida, Fabales, Fabaceae. The record is from RefSeq and is a predicted model, not a curated record. Bases 156 to 530 code for a protein of 124 amino acids.